This is a messenger RNA of Suillus plorans, 868 nucleotides long. RefSeq lists its product as uncharacterized. The coding region runs from base 33 to 497 and encodes 154 amino acids. The transcript has 2 exons. NCBI's taxonomy places the organism in Eukaryota, Fungi, Basidiomycota, Agaricomycetes, Boletales, Suillaceae. The record is from RefSeq and is a predicted model, not a curated record.
CUCGUAUACUAGAGGUUCUCGCCUUCAAUGACAUGAAGUAUGCAGCUAAUUCUAGAAUUGAACACCUCCAAGCGUUGUCUCCCAGGUACUCGGGAAGCCAUUCUGUCCGACAUCAAGUCCUGGCUCGGAAGCGCUGGGAAAGAUGUUCCACGCGUCCUAUGGUUUCUCGGAACAGCAUGAAAAGAAUCUUCUGCUUCGAAUGCACGCAGGAGGGGCUUGUUGCACCUGGUCACGCAAAUACCCGGCAGCUGAUUCUUCAUCUGCUUUCCGGCAGGCUGUCCUUGUGGGUAAUCAGAUUAUUGGAAAACAUCUGUAUUCUCAUCUCUUCUCGACCACUGGAAGACAUCUACGACGCACUGCACACCGCGCCACAUGUUCGUCGUGUAUCCACAAAACAAGGCAUCCAGCUUAGCAUUUCCACUAGUUUGUCAGGCCUGUGCAAUAUCUUCAACGAUACACGUCCACGCCCUUGCUCACAAACCCGACGGCCUGUUUGAAUGUGCUCGUCUUGCCUCUGUCACUCUGAGCAUGUCAAGGGCACCAACAAUGUGGAUACCACACCAAUGCCUUUCGACGCCGUGGUUGCUAGAACAUCUGCAUAAGGAACACGUCUGUUGGACGAUAUGUACAGACGCAUCAUGGCAGAAAUCAUGACAGAUGAUGAUAACGCGGAAUUGAUCACUAUGUUUUUCUUUCUGUGAUGGGACAGAUUCCUACAUCACUGGAACCGCUCUGCGUUGACCACCAUGCGAAUGCAUCUUCCGCGCGAGGAUGACUGCUACUACGUAAGCUCAGUCAUCGGACAUCUGGCUUGUCACCGGCGUUGAUACAUAUGUCUCUUCUACAACUUUCUCACAAAGAAAUCGCG